GUGUGGUACUUUUUGAAACAAUUUCCAACGUGCAGGAAAGGAUGUCUUUCGCAUGUUUCGCAAAAAUAAACUGUUGUCUUCCUUUCGCCCUUAGCUUUUCUGUUUGAACAGACCACGCAAUCGUUGUUUUUUCGUUCAGGACAUGAGGUACUAAAACGUGUAGUUUCCCAUCAAGUCGAUUCUCCAAAUCUGAUGUCGAUGGUCGCCCCACGUUUUAGCGUUUUACAGUUAUUUAAUGUUACCAUCUACAGCGUGACGUACGUGUUUUAGAGUAAAUAGAGUAUUGCCAUCUCCAGCAUGACGUAGGUAUGCAAAGGGUUAAAUUAUCGACGAUUUUCCAUUGUCGCCGAUACAGCCAUGCUGUAUAAAUCAAAAUCCAAAUCGCCAAUUCCCUGUAACUAACCAAUUCCAUCUUCCGACUUCCACUUCGAAAACCCUUGGGCCUCGAAACGGAAAUCUCAAACGAAAAUCCAUCGCCGAACCAGCAGCGUCUCGGACGAAGCGCGCCCUCAGCGGCGUGUCCCAUGAAUCCGCCUCGAGGACGCGACAAGACGAGACGAGACGAGACGAUCAGUCAAAGCAAAGUGAACGAAGUGAUACGCGAAGUGUCGUCGUCGUCGUCGUCGUCGUCGUCGUCGUCGUCGUCGUGGCGGUGCGCGAGAUUCCCAGAAUCCCUGCCGUUUGGAUUACUCGACAGUGGCAAGGAGCAGCAGGCAGGCAGGCAGGCAGGAAGGAAGGAAGGAAGGAAGGAAGCGGCAACGAGCCGGAUAGGAGGGCGGCCUCACGAGAUCUUUUCACAGGAAAUUGCGGUUCUGUGAAUGCCGCGCGGAUUACGGAAGAGCGUCCGACCGAUGCCUGAUUUCGGGAAUCAGCGCGAGGCAGCCACGGGAUCCUGGCAUCAUCCACCUCCUCGUCCUCGUCCUCGUUUCAGCACGCCCCAGGCAUGAAGGAGCGCGAGAUGAAACUCUUUGGCUGCCGAUGGUCCUUUUGGAAUUUCGCGACUAAUCUCGCAGGGACUCCCUCGACUCCAAUAAUGCCAGGGGGCACACCUGGGACCCCAUCUUCUAAAACCAAGGACAAGAUAAUGAUGAGAACAAAAGUCGUGGUGGCUCUGUACCCUUUCCGAGCGAUCGAGGGUGGCGAUUUGUCCCUCGAGAAGGGUGCAGAGUACGAGGUGCUAGAUGAUUCUCAGGAACAUUGGUGGAAAGUCAAAGACGAGCAUGGAUCCAUAGGUUACAUUCCUAGCAAUUACGUGAAGGAAAAGGAACUCCUGGGUCUUCAGAAAUACGAAUGGUACGUGGGUGAUAUGUCCAGACAACGCGCAGAAUCAUUGCUCAAACAGGAGGAUAAAGAAGGAUGCUUCGUCGUACGUAAUUCAUCAACCAAAGGACUGUACACGCUUUCUCUCUACACUAAAGUCCCACAUCCUCACGUAAAACACUAUCACAUCAAACAGAACACCAGAGGAGAGUUUUAUCUAUCUGAGAAACAUUGUUGCGGCUCGAUACCAGAUUUGGUUAACUAUCACAGGCACAAUAGCGGUGGACUAGCCAGCAGAUUAAAAACCAGCCCUUGCGACCGCCCUGUACCACCAACUGCUGGCCUCAGUCACGAUAAAUGGGAGAUUGAUCCAGCGGAAUUGCACUUGUUGGAAGAACUUGGCUCCGGACAGUUUGGAGUAGUGCGAAGAGGAAAGUGGCGUGGUUCUAUAGACGUUGCAGUAAAGAUGAUGAAGGAAGGCACGAUGUCUGAAGAUGAUUUUAUAGAAGAAGCUAAAGUGAUGACGAAACUUCAGCAUCAAAAUUUAGUCCAGCUCUAUGGCGUUUGCAGUAAGGACAGACCAAUAUACAUUGUCACUGAAUACAUGCGACAUGGAUCUCUGCUCAACUACCUCCGUCGUCAUGAAGCAACUUUAGGAGCAAAUGUUGGUCUUCUUCUAGACAUGUGCAUACAAGUAUGCAAAGGCAUGGCUUAUUUGGAAAGGCAUAACUACAUUCACAGAGAUCUUGCUGCGCGCAAUUGUUUAGUGGGCUCAGAAAAUGUAGUGAAGGUUGCAGAUUUUGGAUUGGCAAGGUAUGUACUGGAUGAUCAAUAUACUAGUAGCGGGGGCACUAAAUUCCCAAUCAAAUGGGCACCUCCAGAAGUGCUGAACUACACCCGCUUCAGCUCAAAAUCAGACGUUUGGGCCUACGGAGUACUUAUGUGGGAGGUAUUCACAUGCGGAAAGAUGCCUUAUGGUCGCCUAAAAAACACCGAAGUCGUGGAAAGAGUGCAACGAGGAAUCAUAUUGGAAAGACCCAAGGCCUGCUUCAAAGAAGUCUACGAGGUAAUGCGAAAAUGCUGGGCUCAUUGCCCAGAAGUACGACCAUCUUUCCGUGUACUGAAGGAACAGCUAAUCAGCGUGUCUCAAGGCUUGCUCAAUGAUUGACUCAACCUUCUGCGGUGUAUGCGCCUAUCGUCGCCUUCAAGCCGGUCAAUACAGGCGGCAAAAUCUCCAUCGCUCGAACGAUCGCCCUCGAUACUACCUUCGUCUAACUCGUCGUCAUCGUACAAUUCAGCAACAUUACCGUCGUCACGUAAAACACGUGCACCCGCCUCUCUACCACCCUCGGUCGAUUUUCUACAUCUCUCGUCAUCCACGUGUAAAUUAAAGAAAGAGGGGUCAUCCUCACCGAGUACACCCGGCCACCAACCUAGUCAACCAUCAUCAAGCUCGUCGAACGUCUGUGACAUUUGCAGUUCCUACGGACACCCGUGGAUUGAAAUUUGCAAGGCGAUACGAGCCACUAAAGGCAAAUAAGAAUUGUGUGUGUGUCCCGAAAGUAUGUGUGUCGAUUUCAACGAUUGUAUUAACGCAGCUUACAAGACAGCAGAAAAGAGAACGAGAAAAACGAACAAAAAAAGAAAAGAAAAAGAGAGAGAAAGAAGGAAAGAAAGAAAGAGGAAGAAACAAUAUUAAUACGACAUUAUUUGAUCCUGCAGCAUCGCAAUCCUUUACUCUCCUUUACGCUCGUUUCUCUCUCCCUUCUCUCUCCCUUCUCUUCAUCCUAACUUUCAGAAACUUUCCCUCUUUACUAUAGAUACUUUAGAUAUUAUUUUUUCUCGUCGAACAAAAAAGCUAUCCGAGCGCGUGAUAUUCACUGUGUUUCUCGGAUACUAGGUUUUCUCAAACUGUCCUAACCUUCAACCCCCCGACCCCCUGCCUCGCCCAUCAUGAGUUUCAUGAGUAUCUGUUCCAUGCAACGAUACAAAUGCAUUUACAAAUAGAACAGUAGUAUUUAUUGAUUGUCCUUCGAACAGGAUAUACUAGUAUGUUGUGAUUUUUCCGUAGAAACAUAUACUGUCCUUUUGUUAUUGACUUUUUAACAAGAACAGUAAACGUAACUCCACGAAUGAGAACAUUAUUUCUGCUUGAUAAGUGAAUUUAAUAAAUGAAUGUCUCACUUGUGUAUUAUAUACUAUGACAAUUUAAUAAAAUAGAAUAAAGAAAA
This is a messenger RNA of Frieseomelitta varia, 3491 nucleotides long. It is a transcript of the gene Btk29A, whose product is annotated as tyrosine-protein kinase Btk29A. The transcript is spliced from 12 exons. Gene Ontology annotation, biological process: intracellular signal transduction; peptidyl-tyrosine autophosphorylation. The record is from RefSeq and is a predicted model, not a curated record. NCBI's taxonomy places the organism in Eukaryota, Metazoa, Arthropoda, Insecta, Hymenoptera, Apidae. The coding region runs from base 944 to 2428 and encodes 494 amino acids. Gene Ontology annotation, molecular function: protein binding; non-membrane spanning protein tyrosine kinase activity; ATP binding.